Molecule: messenger RNA, 2505 nt
Organism: Brassica oleracea var. oleracea
Lineage: Eukaryota; Viridiplantae; Streptophyta; Magnoliopsida; Brassicales; Brassicaceae
Product: E3 SUMO-protein ligase pli1
Exons: 15
Coding region: 86-2257 (723 amino acids)
Biological process (GO): protein sumoylation
Molecular function (GO): SUMO ligase activity; zinc ion binding
Source: RefSeq, a predicted model, not a curated record
GAACGAACAGACGUAACUGUAAUUCACCGGCUCAAUCGAUAGCGAAAGAGGAAGCUUUUGAUAUUCAUUCUUUCAAAACCGCACUAUGUCGUCUACGUCUAAGACGGUACGUCCGGUGGAUGGAACAGGGUUACCGGAGAAGGCGGCAGCAGCUCUGGUUAACUCCUUCCGUUUGGCCUCGGUGACGCAACGGCUAGCUUUCCACAUUCAAGCAGGAAGCAAGAGCGACGUUAAAGAGUUCCAAAUCUGCUGCAUCUCUCUCGCCAAAGGAAUUGAUUUUGCGAUAGCGAAUAACGAAAUCCCGAAAGAGGUUGAGAAUCUUCCCUCCUUGCUUAAACAGGUGUGCAUGUAUAGAAACGAUGUGUACACUAAGACUGCGGUUAUGGUGCUCAUGAUCUCCGUCAAGCAUGCUUGUAAACUGGGGUGGUUUCCGGACAGCGAGGGUCAAGAGCUCAUCGCUCUUGCUGAUCAGAUGAAGAAUGGUUUUGGGACUCCUGAAAACACGAGCCUUGCUAUUCAAAGUCCUGGUGGUACAUUCUCGCAGAUCAUGGAGAGGUUCUAUCCAUUUGUGAAGCUUGGCCAUGUUCUUGUUUCUUUUCAAGUGAAGGCUGGCUAUACAAUGCUUGCACAUGAUUUUCAUAUCUCCAAGAAUAUGCCGCAUUCUCCUAAAGAGAGAAUUCGGCUAUUUGUCGUCCAGACAGACAACAUAGACACGUCUGCCUGUCUUAUAAAUCCUCAGGAAGUCAGCUUCAUGUUAAAUGGAAAGGUGGUGGACAAGAGAGUUAACAUCUCAAUGGAUUCGGGGCCUCAACUCCCAACAAAUGUUACUGCCAUCCUCAAAUAUGGAACAAACCUCUUACAAGUUAUGGGAGAUUCCAAGGGCCAUUACAUCAUUGUAAUCGCUUUUACGGGAACAGCACUGCCACCUGAAAAACCAGUUCUUGAAGAGUACAUUCAGUCCGGAGCUGUAGAGUCAACUCCAGAUUCUGACAUCAUUGAGGGGCCAUCACGAGUAUCUCUCAGAUGUCCUAUCAGUCACAGCCGAAUAAAGCUUCCAGUCAAGGGCCAGUUGUGUAAACAUCUUCAGUGUUUUGAUUUCUCGAAUUAUGUCUACAUAAACAUGAGAAAACCAUCCUGGCGCUGCCCUCACUGCAAUCAACCUGUUUCCUACCCAGAGAUCCGUUUAGAUCAAAACAUGGUCAAGAUAUUAAAAGAAGCGGGGCACAAGGCUGCUGAUGUAAUCAUCCAUGCUGGUGGUACAUGGAAGGUUGGAAGGGAAAAUAAUGGGAACGAGGAACCUGUUCGUGAUGUAAUCCAUGAUCUUGAAGACCCAAAUAGCUUGUUCAAUGCUGGUCCAGUUGUCUUAGAUCUUACUGGGGAUGAUGAGAAUGAUGCUGAUAUUGAACUAUUUGGUAACACCAACAAGGUUGUGGACCAGAAGCCUCACCUUGCAGAUGCUCAGGGUCAAUCUAAUAACAACAACGGAAGCAAAGAUCCUGCAGCCGAAGAUUACUGCGCUGUGUUUAACUUCUCUGAUGUGAUAUCACUUGACCAGGUGAUGCUAGAUCAGUUGAGUACUGGAACUGGUCAAGAAUACUCUCAAAUACCAAUGCCUCAAGAUCCAACACCUGUACCUGCGUCAUUCUCACAGGUACCAUCUCCAGGAGAGACACCAGCUACUACUUCCACCGUCUUUCCGUCUCCUCAACUCUCCCAGGUUCAUGCUUCGCCUGUUACUCCCGCCGGAACAUAUCUUAAUAGAAUCUCUAGUCAGAGACCUUUAAUGACAAGUUCAUCACAGAGCCGGAGGCAACCAGUUCAAGUUACGAGCCAGUCUCCUGGGAAUGUUCCAUCUUUGGCUCAGCCUCCGCGUAUCCCUAGAGUACUCUCUGGCCAGCCUAACAGUUAUUUUGUGAGAAGUCUAAACAGUGGCCAUGUAACCACUCAGACGCAGCGCCCGAGCAGUCCCCCUAUUCAAUCAGUUUCCCGAAUCAGUGACCUAAUGGAUGUGGACUCGGUUACUCCUGAUUCAACCAACUGGCGUCCAAGGAUGCGAGGCAGUAUUACGCCCGGUUCAUAUUCCCCUGCUCUUGACCACAUGAUCAUCCGACCUACCCAACAGUCUCAGACUAGGCUUCACGGUUCACAACCGGCGCAGACACCACCUGUUCAUACAUCUCAGACUCAGCCGCCUUUUUCAACCGCCCCUCCGGCCUUCACGAGGCCUUCUGGACCGACAGCACCAUGGAGAACUUGAGAGGCUAGAACAAGGGAAAGUUAAUGCUUAAUUAGGACAGACAACUCUAUCAGAAUGAGCUUUUGUGACUUAUCAUCACUAUGCGCAUUUCAUGGACUUGGUCUUUAGUUGGGGGUAUUUAGUUUUAUGCUAACUUGUUAUGAUGAAGAACAAAUAAAUGUUGGCAGUACUGUUGUAUUCCACACAACGAUCCCACAAAUGGCGAAUCUUAGGAGCAGUCUUUAUUUUUCAAAUAGCUUCCUAAUUAG